This is a messenger RNA of Cydia splendana, 1504 nucleotides long. Its product is annotated as trypsin alpha-like. Gene Ontology annotation, molecular function: serine-type endopeptidase activity. The record is from RefSeq and is a predicted model, not a curated record. NCBI's taxonomy places the organism in Eukaryota, Metazoa, Arthropoda, Insecta, Lepidoptera, Tortricidae. Bases 618 to 1448 code for a protein of 276 amino acids. The transcript has 6 exons. Gene Ontology annotation, biological process: proteolysis.
GUUUAUCUCUAAAGUUAUGAAAUGAAACAACAAAUUAUCAUUAUACAUCCGGAACACUUUUUUUGUAUAAAAAUCAAUGUGCCACAUAUAAAAAUAAACUUUUAUCCAGGUUUGAACUUCGAUUUCAUCCCUAUUCACCCCAUCUUAGGGUACUAAAUGGAGCUCCCUCUGGUGGACCAUAUGUCCGUGCUGCUAUACCAGGAUACCUGUUUCCUUAUUGUGAGUUUACAGCGUAUGAAUAAGUUGAUAUACAUUUCAGUAUCAGUCAUUGACGGGAUGUAUAAAGUAUUUUGUUUUAUUAGGUUAUGGGCUCACCAGUCUCACCACGCCUCUAGGUACUGGAAGCUAAUAAAAGAAAAAUGUUACCUACUACAAAACACAUAAACUGGUCAGUUUCAGCAAUUUACAUAGUCUAUGAUUCAUCUGAUCUGGCCUUAUAUCACUUUCCUAUUUUUUCUAUGAGUCUGCCUAAAGGUCACCGCCGGGUCGUGACCAUGGGCCAGAGCGUGAGAAAUUGCCUAUCUCGGUCAACUCGACCAAUCCGUGCCACUAGGAGAGUACUGGCGCCAGUUGAGGACUAGCUACUUGACACACUACUUGUCAAUUAAUUGUUGAAGAUGAUCUGGAUUUUUGUCAUGCUGUGCCUGUUUUUGGGGAAUGUCGAACUCCAAGAAACCAGUGACAACAUAGAAACUCUAAAAGAGGAGGAUCUCCAAAAUGUAGAGCUGGAACCCCUGGAAGCGGUGUGCCCUGAGCUCAGCGGACAGAUUAUAGGUGGAAGGGCCAGUUCCAUCACUAGGCAUCCUUAUCAGGUGUCAAUGGUUCUGAAUGGGAACUCCUUUUGCGGAGGGUUUAUCAUCAGCCAAGAUUAUAUUAUGACUGCAGCACACUGUGUUAACAACACGGAUCCGUCGGCCAUCCGUCUCCGUGCCGGAUCGACCCGGCGCGACUCCGGCGGGCGCGUCGUGCCCGUCGCCAGCGUCUCCGUGCACCCGCAGUACGGCCGACCGACGUUCGACCACGACAUAGCCGUGCUGAGACUGGCACAGCCGCUAGCUUGGAGCGCGGCGAUCCGACCGAUACGGCUGCCGGCAAGGGGGCAGGCUGUUCCUUUAGUAAGGCUCACUGUUACUGGGUGGGGUCUUACUGCCCCUCGGGGCCGUCGCAUUCCGCGUAUUAUGAUGGAGGCCAACGUCCCAGUGGUCCCGCACUGGCUGUGCCAACUCUCGUACGGAGCCUCUUUGACCAACAACAUGUUCUGCGGAGGGCACUUCCUCAUUGGAGGGGUGUCUUCCUGUCAGGGUGACUCCGGCGGCCCAGCCGUAUUUCAAGGCGUCGCGUAUGGCGUUGUCUCUUUCGCACGCGGCUGCGCUCUCCCUCUCUCUCCAACUGUGUUCUCGAACAUCGCCGCACUUAGAGACUGGGUUACCACUACCACUGGACUUUAGACUUCAUCCCAUCGCAAUAAGGAUAAUUUUACAACAAACAAAUAGACUUAGCUGAA